Messenger RNA from Cutaneotrichosporon oleaginosum, 1119 nucleotides. RefSeq lists its product as uncharacterized. The record is from RefSeq and is a predicted model, not a curated record. Lineage: Eukaryota; Fungi; Basidiomycota; Tremellomycetes; Trichosporonales; Trichosporonaceae.
UGAAUGCCGUCGCUGACAUCAGGUGAGGCCGGCUUCCCUCCUGUCAUUCCGCCCAAGUCGAACCUCAUCUUCGACGUCGAGCUUGUCGCCAUCAAGAACCGCAAGCCCAAGGGCGAGCUCUAGGAGCGCAGCGCAGCCGGUGGGUGCGAUUGCGACGUGUCUAACUCCAGGAUAAGGCGAGAACAGUAUGCAUCACGGACAGAUAUCAUGCAAGGACAAGUGUCACGCCUGCUGCGAGUGCACGAUGGCUUUCGGAUUCACUCAUGCCGCUGCCUUCAUGUCACCUCGCAGUUCCACAUACGCGGUGAUCAGACGGUUUCAUCUCGCUGCCUGUUUAGGGCCGAUGGAACUAAAUUGAAGCCUCUCCCCAAUUCCCCAACCGACUCCCACCAUGCAAGCGCCCACACACAAGACGACGAAUUCAGCAUACUGACCGCAGCGCGCGCGAUGUGUGUCGCGAUCCAGCAUAACAUCGUCUCCUCCUUAGCUCAGUUGGUAGAGCGCGACACUAGUAUUCAUCGGCCGUUCAUCCGUCCGGGCUAUGUCGAGGUCAGUCGUUCGAGUCGGCUAGGAGGAAUCAAGUGCCGAGUGGCAUCAUCACUGUUUUUGGCGCCUGGCAUCAUCAUGGCUGUCGGAGACGUCGAUAGCGUCUCGGCGCACCGGUACGGCCGUACGGCGGGGCGAGGCGACGGUGGCCGUCGAUCUUCACAGCGUCGAUGGGUGUGUCCAGGCACUGCCACGUGGUACGUCGGCGGUGAUCAGCUUUGAGUGAGGACACGCUGCAAAUAGAGGGCAAGGGGGGACCGUAAGACGGCGAGCUCGGCGCCGAGAGACCGGACAAUAAUCACUAGAUGGCGGACAGGCUGACGGCCCGGUUGACCUGCUUCUCCCUCCUCUCAGAUCUCGCCUACUGACUCCCAUUUUUUGGUCCUCCACUCUGAGAGCAGCUCGUGACUCCCAUUUGCACCACAUGUGCGACCAACUCUGAUUUUAUGUCUCUGUCAGACGAAGGGGAACGUCGAUACAGAGACGUAUGAUGCGCUAGGGGAUCUCAAGUUUGCGGCCUGACCAGCGCAUGCCAGCACGGAAUGCCCUCCGCUCUCAAUACCCGGCACGCCA